AUGGCUAUUGAAGCGUUUCUGGGCACACGCCCUCAAAAGGCGUUUCUCUUCACUGUUAUUCUACAAGCUGUCCUUGUACUUGCCGUCGUUGGCGUUAUUUAUGGCAAGGUCAGCGACAACAUACCAGCUAAACAAGUUCCCACAAUCCCAUGCUAUCUUGCGCUCUUUGCACUCGCGGAAGUAUUUGAAACUAUAAUAACAGUCGAUGCUCUAAAGCUUCGCAACACCAUUCAGCUCAUUGGAAUCCUAUUAUUUCAUUCUGCCAUGAUCAUCAUGUCAGCUCUUCAAAUAUACCAGACAAAAGAGGCUUUGGUAACUCAACCCGGGGCAGAUUGCGCCACCAACUAUGCUACAUGUGAUGGACCCGACUCACUUUGGGCCUUUGUGCUACGCCUGUUAAUCGUCAUUCCCAUCAUACUUGCACUAGCACUCAUGGUGCUAAUCUGGGUCACACGCGCGCUAUUCCUGGAGUUUGGCUGGGCAGUCUUCCAUGCAAUUGGCGCUGAUCCCAAGAUGAAAGUCAUGUAUCAAUACUACCAGAUCAUGAUAUGUUUGCUCAAGUUUGAUUUCUUUUGCUUUACUGGAGUGACUAUGCAACUCUUGAUCUUGGUGCUGACUAGCCACCGUGCGGAAUUCGUUAUUACCAUUGUAGCGAUUCCUGUAGUGCUCGUAUUGUUGUUCAUCUGUGGCCUAGCUCUACAACGGGAAUGGACUUUCCUUAUGGUCAUCUCGCUCUGUCUCAUGGUGGCUGCAGAGACAUACUUCAUUUACAAAAUUUGCCGAGUUUUCGAACCAUCGACGGCAUAUCGUUAUGUUGCAGUCCGUGGUUCAUUAACGACAUUCCUGAUCGUCGCUGCGGUCCUUCUCCUUGCGACUUUUGCCGUGGGUAUUCGAUGCUUCGCAGACUUUGGGCGCGGGUUACGAAAGUCUAAGAUGAAAGGUCUACCGCUCGAUCCCUCCCAUCCGGAACAACAACGUACACAGAAGCUCGGCGCCCCGGAUGUAGGCACACCUGGCAUGUCCGAACAAGGGGUUGGCACUGGAGGCCGAGUCCAGCGUACUUUCUCCAUCGAGUAA
Serendipita indica DSM 11827 is the source of this 1077-nucleotide messenger RNA. NCBI's taxonomy places the organism in Eukaryota, Fungi, Basidiomycota, Agaricomycetes, Sebacinales, Serendipitaceae. The record is from the annotation of a GenBank genome assembly.